Messenger RNA from Ruditapes philippinarum (Manila clam), 2813 nucleotides. RefSeq lists its product as uncharacterized. The record is from RefSeq and is a predicted model, not a curated record. Gene Ontology annotation, molecular function: protein binding. The transcript is spliced from 9 exons. Lineage: Eukaryota; Metazoa; Mollusca; Bivalvia; Venerida; Veneridae. Bases 175 to 2361 code for a protein of 728 amino acids.
UCGGAGUUUUGAGUGACUAUAUCCGGUGGACGCUGUACAACAGUGAUAACUAAAAAACAAGAAUCUAUUUUUAACUUCGACCGUCCUACAUUUUAAUCAAUAGGCAUUGACCUAGAAUAUUAAGUACACUUCAACAAGUAUUCACUAUUUUCGAUUUACUUUUUAUCAACCCGGAUGCAAACGAUGGAAAAUAAACCAGAGACAAACAAGGAGAAAUUUUCUAACUGGCUCCAAGGCGUUCAUGCUUUGAACUUGACAAAAGCGGCAUUCCAUGAAUACGUAAUGGAAGAAUGGAAAAAAGAAGUAUUGUCCUGGAAAAAAGAUAUUCCAAACAUGAAAGACAGCUUUCCGAUCUUUCUAAAAUGUGUUGCCAAAAAUAGGAUUAAAGUUGAGAAAGUUGCAAAUAAUUCUAAAAAGAAAUCGAAAACAGGAAAAUGGCGGUGCGUUUGUGAUCAUCCCGAAGAAUGCAAUAAGAUUCUUGAUAAAAUUCUUGCACUGCAGCAAAAGCAAGAAUUUAAUAUCGUUUGGACCAGUAACCUAUGCGAGAGGCAAGCAAAGAAAAACAAAGAAACAAUGGUCAACAACGAAGGAGCAAACAUAUCAGAGAACAUACCAAAAGCAUCGAAAGAAGGAUUGAAAUCAAUUUGGCACUUUCUUUAUGAUUGGGUCUCGACAUUAGGCUCGCAGACUGAGUCAACUGCUAUAGAAUACAACGAUAUAUUUGACGGGUGUGAUCAAACACAUAUCUGGUGCAUUGCAAACAUGUUUAUGCAGCAUGGAAAGGCCAAAACAAAUAUUGCAAAUACCGGACCAGGCGAUACGGAUGCUUCGAUGUUCUUGAAGAUGAUGAAAAACUGCAAGCUAUUUGCUCUAGAAAAUGAAGACUUUCUUUAUGACGAAGUGAUUUGGUCAAGAGACAAGCUCCAUCAUUCUGCAAAUAGCCGAAUUAGUCAGAAGGUAAAGCAAGUUCACCUUACAAAUAUGACUAACCUGCUAGAAAAAUUUGAGAACGUGCCUACAUGCGAAGAUACCAUUAAAGAAAUCGAAAAGAUGCAAAAGGAAACAGUCAUGUCUAUGGCAGUGAAGCAAACGAUCAAUAAACUUACUAAAGAGGCACUCCAAACGAAAAUAAAAGCCCUUGAAGUAGAUAACGAGAUAACAAAAUCACUUGGUUUUAGAGACGAAGAAAUUGAAAGAAUGAUAGGUGACACAACUGCAGAAUACGCUAAUGCGGGAAAUCAAUCAACUGAAUCUGAUGCUUACGUAACAUCUGGUCAAGCGGAAGAAGAGGUAGACGCUGGUCAAUCCGAUGAAGAUGUAGACGAGAAAGCAAAAGAGAAAUUUGUCAAUAAUAUGAAGAUCAUAGCAUCAAUAGACAUUGAUAAUCCUAAUUUGUCUGAAGCCACUAAAAGAGAACUGAUAACGAUGGUCAAUAAGGUUGCUGAGAAUGAUGAGCACAUCAAAGAAAAAGUAAAUGAAGUCAUGUCACAGGAAAGAAAAGAUAAAAACGAUAAAAUGCAAGGAGAAAGCAACGCCACCGAAGGUACAUGGUCGCCAGCACCGUGUAAUAUUUUAGAAGGCAUUGACAGCGAUAUGCAAGUUGGGCAAGUUUGCAAACUAAAAGUGACCACGAAAUCUACCAGACAUGAUUACCUCACAUGGUGUCGAAUUUCUACAGAUGAGUUAUUAGUAGCUGACCGAAUAAACAAAAGAGUUAUCAAAUUCGACAGCCAGUUCAAAUUAGUAUCGUGUCUACGUCUCAAUGAUUUGCCAUACAAUAUCUGUUACAUACAUGAUAGGAAACUUGCAGCACUUCUUCUUGAUACAGAAAUAGUCUUCCUAGACGUAAAGGAUGGUAUGAAAAUCAUGUUUUCAGUAGCAAAAAAACACAACUGCGUAGGAAUGCACUAUCAUGCUGAUCAGUUGUAUAUGAUUGACUCUAACACUGUCUAUGUUUAUGAUCUGGAAGGUAAUAUGCAACGUGUUUUGUACACCAACAAAGCUGAAAACAAUGCUUUUAGGAAUCUUACACUUAGCAAAGACAAUCAACUUAUCUACAUUACUUGCCUCUAUAACGGCCUUAUUACAAUUGACAUGUCUGGAAACCUCAUCGGAACAUAUAAAGAUUCUGACUAUUGGAGUGCAUGGGGAGUGAGUGUUGAUGAGGCUGGAAAUGUCCUAGUAUGCGGCUAUACUUCGCAAAUUAUUGUUCGGUUAAGUUCGGACGGCCAGAGAAAGGUUAAUGCCAUAGAUAACAAAUCAGAGGAAGAAGUUACAGUGACAACGUUGUUCUUUGACAAACAGACAGGUUUGCUACUAGCUUCAGGGUCUUCAGGGAGCAUUAAUGUUUUAAAGUUGUAGUAUGGUAUCCGCCAUAUUGGAAUCAUACAUGUGGGCUUAGUAAGAUAACUUUGUCUUAUUUCGCUUAUGAACAAUUAUAAGAUAUAUAGUUUAAAAUGAAGCAAAUGUUUUAUUUUAUAUUGUACAUUGCAGUGUUAGUUUUGAUAGAUCAAUAAAUCAAUGCUUACCAUCAACAGUUUUUCCUUAUUUGAACGAAAGUCUGCAUUAUUGAUCAAUUGCUUCCUUUUGAUGAAUUCCAUAAAAUAAAGUACCCAUUUCCUUUCAUUUCUAGAAUAAGAAUAUAUUUCGAAUACAUUGACGGUUGAUAUGUACGCAUCACAAAAGAUUGGGUUUACAUGUAUAUGAAAAUCUAUUUGCAAAGAAUAUAACACUGGUUUAUUUUCUAUAAAGUUAAGAAAGUCAUAAUUUGCAUCAAAAGGGUUUCCAUAAAGUGCGAAUUUAGAGCAACGAUC